This is a messenger RNA of Clupea harengus (Atlantic herring), 2263 nucleotides long. RefSeq names its product protein NipSnap homolog 2-like. Gene Ontology annotation, cellular component: mitochondrion. The record is from RefSeq and is a predicted model, not a curated record. NCBI's taxonomy places the organism in Eukaryota, Metazoa, Chordata, Actinopteri, Clupeiformes, Clupeidae.
UGGCGAGAGGUUUGAAGCUCAUUCUGUAACGUUUCUUGCCUGGGACAGUGUGGCCACAACAACACAGAAAUCAUUCAGGGAAAGAUGGCGACUCGAGUCCUCCGGAGUGUGGGGAACGGCCUCAACCAGGCUGGAAAGGGUGUCCGAGGGAGCCAGCAAGUUUCUCUCACGAUAAGGUCUCUCUCUGCAACACCAAGCAAAAGCCGUGAGGACAGCUGGUUCAAGUCUCUCUUUGUGCGCAAGGUGGAUCCCAGAAAAGAUGCACACUCACAUCUGCUUGCCAAGAAGGAAGAUCACAACCUCUACAAAAUCCAGUUUCACAAUGUCAAACCAGAGUGUCAGGAUGCCUACAACAAGCUUUGUGAGGAAGUGCUUCCCCAAAUCCAUACCGAUCCUCAGUAUACCUGUGAAUUGGUGGGGACCUGGAACACGUGGUAUGGGGAGCAGGAUCAGGCAGUUCAUCUGUGGAGAUAUCGUGGCGGAUAUCCAGCCUUGAACGAUGUAAUGAGCAAACUAAAAAAGAAUAAGGAAUUUGCGGAAUUCAGAAGUGAACGUGGAAAGAUGCUUUUGUCCCGUCGAAACGAGCUGCUUUUGGAGUUCAGCUUCUGGAAUGAGCCUGAUCCCAGACCUGGCCCGAACAUAUACGAACUGAGAUCAUACCAGCUCAGGCCUGGGACUAUGAUUGAGUGGGGAAACUAUUGGGCCCGAGCCAUUGAGCUUCGCCAGGAGAACCAGGAGGCUGUCGGUGGAUUCUUCUCUCAGAUUGGGAGCCUCUACAUGGUACACCACCUCUGGGCUUACAAAGACCUGCAGUCCAGAGAGGAGACUCGGAAUUCUGCCUGGAAACAUGAAGGUUGGGAUGAAGCUGUCUACUAUACAGUCCCUCUUAUUCAGCACAUGGAGUCGAGAAUAAUGAUCCCGACAAAAGCGUCACCUCUGAAGUAGCGUGUCGAAAGCUAUCCUGCAGGUGAAGAUGGAACUCAUUUCUAGGGAAACGACCCACCUGUGAGGAACUUCACAGCCUUGGACAGCCAUCGGAUUUGAAAACGCUAGCACGCUUUCCUUUGUUUUACGUGUUAUUCUCUCUUCUUUCUUCACCACAACUGAUUGCAGUUCAAGACAAAACAAAAAUGAAAAGAAAUCUUGUCUUUCUAAAUGUUGCCCCCAAAAAACUGAUACAGUAAAUAUCAACAGAAUAUCGACAGAAUUUUGCUGGUUUAAAAGGCUGACACUCCCUCUUAUGUGCAUUUGUGCAUUUCACUAAAAUAUUUAUUGAACAAAAUCAAUGUCUGUUUAUUUAAGUGAGAUGAUCAUGAACCUGUCUUGGAAGUGUGAGCAUCUUUUCCUUUAUUUCUCUGCAUUUCACCCCACAGCAAAUCGACUUCAGUGUACCUGGCUAAUCUCUGUCCUCAGUUUGAGUUGCCUUGAUGCAGUUGUGUUCCUCUGCUAAAUUGUGUGUGUCUAUUUCUCUGUGAAUCCUUGGCUGGUGCACGGCCUCUGAAAUUACUUUUGGAGGUUGUUGAUUAUGUUCUGGCCAUUCGCUGGUUGGGUGAAAAUCCACCUCUGUUUAAUCAGCUUUACUCCAAGUCAGACGCGAGAUGUAGACAAUAUCACAUUGCUGUUCAAUUGUAGGAGUCAAUAAUAAUUAAUCAUGCACAGGAGUGGUUCAAGGUUCACGGUUCCAGACUCACCAACUCGUAGUAUUUCUACCGUUUUCAUUCAGUUAUUCUUACAAUGUCUUUGUGUUUGGAUUACAUUUUUUUUUUUUUUAAACCAGAGGUCACAACUUGGACCCAGAGGUCAGAUUACUGAAAAGAAACUUAAAGAGUAUGUCACAUAACACUCCCAUAUUGUGUUAAUGUGUUAAUACAAUAAAGUCAUAAAGUAAAACUGGAACUUGCUGUCUGUGCAGCAGAGGGUUCCUGCGCCUUUUCCUGUCAAGAAAAUAUUGAAUAUUAUCAUGAUAUCACAGAUAUAUGAGGCUCCAGGCGUGGUUGGAUCAGAUUAUUUUUGUUACGUAUUGUGAGUCGCCCUCUCGACCACAACCAACCAGCACAGAUCCAUUUAAAUCAAAGUGAUUUUGGACUAACGUCUCGGACGGUUAAAACAGGUUGGCUGCUUGAUCUGUGAAGAAGCGCACAGGCCUUUUAAUAGUGUAGGUCCAAUCAAGUACUGGUUCUUUAAUUGUGGUUACGGUUUGGAUUUGUGAGUUGACUAAUGUCUAGUGAGACACAAAUAAAUGUCUUCUUUGUGGGAAAUGAAA